GCCGAUACGAAGCGCGUGUUAUAAUAUGGGCAUCUACUGAUUUACUAGAGCUCUCUACUUCCGCUGUGCAAAAAUGUCAGGGAAAUCUCCAGAAAAACCGAGCAAGUCUCCAUUCUCGAAGUCGUUUGCGAACGUGCAAGAUAUCGUUGGCGAGCCUUCCUCGCCAGGGCUCGUCGUAGCCAAGCUCUCCCUGGACGCGCUGAGGGACAUACUUGAGGCCGUGGACGCAUUGCCGUGUGUCAAGUACCUCGCCGGCGUUGGUAUCAAAAUUCUCGACAUCACAGAUGAGAUGCAAACUAACAAAGAAGCGCUUCGCACCAUCAGUAUUCGCUCAGGAGACGUCGUCCUUGCUGUCGCUCGCGCAUGCGAAGGAGCACAAGAAGACAUGGUAGCAGCGCUUAACAACGACCUUCAGCAGCUUACUGGCACUAUGAACGAUAUCUUAUCCUUCACAUCAGAAAUAGCUGCCCGUCCGGCGUAUAAGAGACUUUUGUACAAGAUGGAGGAUGCCAACGUGAUCAAAGCACUCGACACUCAACUGACACAUGCAUUCCAAGUCUUCGUGGUCCAGUCAAGUAUCAGUCUUCGAGUCUCGCAGCAACAGAUAAUACAAAGGCUUGCAGAUGCACCUACAGUCACGCGCUUCAAACUUAUCACGACUGCUCCCCUUCACGUUCCAGAAGGAGUGUAUAUAAUUCGCAGCGCGGUGGACGGCCGUGUUCUCGAGGUCGAGCACGCCCGGCUCCAGAGCCGGCGGAGCGACUUGCACACCUAUGUUGUGCCCUUCCGCGAGAAUGUGAGCCCGUAUCAGCUCUGGACGAUCUUCAAGCGCAGCGAGGGAAAAGCACUUGAGUACACGAUCCGCAGCUUUGCGACGGGAGCCGCACUUGACGUGUAUUGCGAACGAGCCGACCCGGGCACGCAGGUCGUUGGACACUCGCCGCAUGGCAAUACAAACCAGCUAUGGGCUUUCUAUGCGACGAGGAUCAUAGAUACCAAGUGCCCAAGUGGCAACGGCUGCGAGUUGCUGCACGCGUCACACCUUCAGGAAGACGGGCCGAAAACAAGUCAAGAAUGGGCUCUCAUACGACUUCCCACAACAACGUCUGUCCCGCGUCCGGCCCCGACGCCGAUGGACAUCCCGCGCCGGGAGUUCUGGCUGCAGAAUGUGGCUUCGGGUAGGUAUGCGGCGGCGACGGGGUUAGAAGACAAGAUGGAUGACGCGAACAUUCUGCUCGAGACGCAGGGCGAACGCGCGGGCUUGUGGCACUUCGUCCUCAUGACCGAAGGCUCGGUCGGAGACGCCUACUCAGAGCACUUCGCCAUUGUGACGGGCGUAGCACCUCGCCUCGCGACUCUUGACCACUACGCGCAGCGUUGCGUGCUCGCGAGCGCGGAGCGCUUCUGGCCGAGCAGCCGUCACCACAUGUGGAAGGCCAUCCCGCGCAACGGCGCGUUCGCAUUUGAGAACAGAGCCUCGAAGCGCCUCCUAUGCCAGAGCCGCGCCAUGGGUGUUGUUGACACUGCCCCGCCGACGGCAUGCGAUAAUCCGGCGUGCCUCUGGCGUCUCGUCGAUCCGCGCACUGGCGAGCCGUGCAAGGUACUCUAUGACGCGACUGCGAACGUUGUACCACCUGAGAUUACAGGGCUGUCUGCACGGUCUGAGGGGACGCAGCAGACAGUGUCGUCGCAGAUGCUCCUCAGAACGCAGGACGCGCCAGCAGACGUCUCGCAGCGCUUUACUGAGAAUCUCAAGACAGAGCACGAGCUCGUGCGCGGGAUGCUUGAGGGCGGGCACACGGCAAUAAUGCUUGGCCCGCAGCUCGUCAUAGGCUGGAGGAACGGAAGAAUAUCGAAGAUAUACCUCGAUGACGAGGACUCGAUGUUGGGAAUGCCGAAGUUCAAAGGGAAGGUAGAUUAUAACCCGUGUCCGUCUUGAGUGUGCAUCGCAUAUCUACGGAAACUGUAGAUGCUUCCUCGAUGGACAGCGUGAGCUAUGUGAGCCCCGGGCUGCAUAGCUUCCCUUGAUCCCCAGCGCAAUAUAUUGCAACCUCUACUGAUCAGGACAUUGAU
Phanerochaete carnosa HHB-10118-sp is the source of this 2073-nucleotide messenger RNA. RefSeq lists its product as uncharacterized. NCBI's taxonomy places the organism in Eukaryota, Fungi, Basidiomycota, Agaricomycetes, Polyporales, Phanerochaetaceae. The transcript is spliced from 6 exons. The record is from RefSeq and is a predicted model, not a curated record. The coding region runs from base 74 to 1939 and encodes 621 amino acids. Gene Ontology annotation, biological process: cell surface receptor signaling pathway.